GUAAAGAGGAUCAGUCCUUUUUAUAUAUUCUUAUAAAACCCAGGGCCACAGUAUAGAUUCGCUCUCACCAGUCGCGUAGCCCUUUACUCCGGUGAAGUUCGUGCACAGACAAUAUGGCGGCCGCCGGCGGAGGAGCCUUGAAGGAUGUGAAAUCGAAGGCGGAACUUGAGUCUACUGUCGCCCAGGGUGCUCCGGUAGUUUUACACUUCUGGGCAUCGUGGUGCGAGGCAUCCAAGCACAUGGAUCAAGUGUUCUCCCACCUCUCCAUCGAUUUCCCUCUCGCCCGCUUCUUGAGGGUAGAGGCUGAAGAACAACCUGAAAUUUCUGAGGCGUACUCGGUUUCUGCUGUGCCUUUCUUUGUGCUCUUUAAGGAUGGCAAAGCAGUUGAUACACUGGAAGGAGCUGAUCCCUCCAGUUUGGCCAACAAGGUUGCUAAAGUUGCAGGAUCAAUCGGUACGAAGGAGCCUGCAGCUCCGGCUAGCCUUGGGAUGGCUGCUGGGCCCACCGUCCUUGAAACAGUGAAGGAGCUUGCCAAAGAGAAUGGUGCAUCACCAAGUCCUAUUCAAUUGCCUUCUGGUAUAGGUGAUGAGCUGAAGAAGAGACUUCAGCAGCUUGUUAAUUCUCAUCCGAUCAUGCUCUUCAUGAAAGGCAACCCUGAGUCCCCGAAGUGUGGUUUUAGUCAAAAAGUAGUUGAUAUCUUGAAGAAAGAAAAGGUCAAAUUUGGAAGCUUUGAUAUCUUAACAGAUAAUGAAGUACGUGAGGGAUUGAAGAAGUUUGCUAACUGGCCAACAUUUCCUCAGCUUUACUGUAAGGGAGAACUGCUUGGUGGUUGUGACAUUGCGAUAGCUAUGCAUGAAAGUGGAGAACUUCGGGAGAUCUUUAGAGAUCAUGGAAUCAAUGUAUUUGAUCCAAAUGAGGGGAAACUCAUUGAACCUGAUGGUGGGAAGGGUGGCAUUGUUGAUGCAUCGGGCUUGAGUACAGCUCUUAAUGAUCGCCUUCGGAACCUAAUUAAUUCAAGCCCAGUCAUGUUGUUCAUGAAGGGGAGACCUGAUGAACCGCGUUGUGGUUUCAGCCGCAAGGUUGUUGAUAUCCUAAGACAGGAGAAAGUUACAUUUGAGAGUUUCGACAUUCUUACAGAUGAUGAAGUUCGUCAAGGUCUAAAAGUGUAUUCAAAUUGGUCAAGUUAUCCUCAGCUAUAUAUAGAGGGGGAGCUUAUUGGUGGAUCAGAUAUAGUAUUGGAGAUGCAAAAGAGUGGAGAGCUUAAUAAGUUGUUAGUGGAGAAAGGGAUCUCUUUUGGUGAGACUCUUAAGGAUCGCUUGAAGCGGUUGAUAAAUUCUUCAGCGAUAAUGCUUUUUAUGAAAGGUACACCAGAUGCUCCAAGAUGUGGUUUCAGCUCAAAGGUAGUAAAUGCCCUGAAGAAGGAUGGUCUGGAAUUUGGUUCUUUUGAUAUUCUGACAGAUGAGGAGGUGAGGCAAGGAUUGAAGACAUUCUCGAAUUGGCCAACUUUUCCUCAGUUAUAUUAUAAAGGAGAGUUGAUUGGAGGCUGUGAUAUUGUGCUGGAACUGCAUAACAAUGGGGAAUUGAAGGUUACCUUGUCUGAGUAAAUGAACUAAAUAGCGAGCAAAAAUAUUUGCCGCAUGAACCAUGCAUGUAGUCCCUCUUGGUGUCCUUUUGGUUUUCAUGAUGUUAAGGAAUAGGAACAUUUUUAAUUUACCGAGUGCAUGAAAGUGUUAGCAGAAUUUUGUGAAGCUAUAACUGCUGUUUGUUCCUUAUGGUAUUAACUUCUCAUGUGAUAUAUCCUGGACCUUGUGGGGUUGCUUGAUAUAAAUUGUUAACCUGCUGAAGGCUCCUACGACCUUACUUUAGGAGCAAUA
Sesamum indicum (sesame) is the source of this 1874-nucleotide messenger RNA. It is a transcript of the gene GRXS17, whose product is annotated as thioredoxin family protein. Gene Ontology annotation, cellular component: nucleus; cytosol. Gene Ontology annotation, biological process: intracellular iron ion homeostasis. Lineage: Eukaryota; Viridiplantae; Streptophyta; Magnoliopsida; Lamiales; Pedaliaceae. The record is from RefSeq and is a predicted model, not a curated record.